This is a messenger RNA of Aspergillus niger, 2079 nucleotides long. RefSeq lists its product as uncharacterized. Bases 1 to 2079 code for a protein of 692 amino acids. The record is from RefSeq and is a predicted model, not a curated record. The transcript has a single exon. NCBI's taxonomy places the organism in Eukaryota, Fungi, Ascomycota, Eurotiomycetes, Eurotiales, Aspergillaceae. Gene Ontology annotation, molecular function: RNA binding.
AUGGCGUCGGAACUUGGAAAUGUAGGGCAUACCUUGUUCGAAGCGUUCGAGUCGGAGUUUGGGUGCACUCGAACCGGCGGCCAACCACAAUCUUCCUCCGAACAAUGUCCAGAUGGCCUCCGUCCCGACCAUGCUGAACCUCCCAGACCGUCUGAUGCCACUGCAGUUAAUAGUGUGGUUCCCGACGUGGUAGAUCAGUCAACCCAGGAUCGGGAUCUUGGAAGCCACGAGACCCAAUCCGGAGAGAAAGAGCUAGGGUCGGAAUCAGACUCCAAAAAUGGCACCAAGAAAGCUGCAGAGGCGGACGGUCCGGCUCGGCCAGGCGGCCCUAACCAGGCGCAGCCAGAUGCAUCUUCAUACGUGCCUCAUGCCCCUCGUGGACGUCACGGCCCUUUUCCUUUCACACCCUACUUUCAACCACCACCCCCUCCUCCACCGCAUCCUCAUCCCCAUCACCAUUAUCCGCCUCCGCCUCCACCACCUCCUCACCAUCCUCCUUUCUUUGGUCCGCCUCCUCAUCACUUCCACCAGCCCUUCCCAGUUCCACAUCCGCCGCCUUUCUGGCCGACACCCGAAAGUUUGAGUCAUCCUCACUUCCCUGCUGGGCCUCAGGUUCAUCAUCCACAACCCACGAGUACCCAUGCACAUCCCUCCCAACACGCGGCCCGGCAUUAUAACCAAUGUCGUCGUAGCCGUGGUCCCACUAGUCAUCAACAUGUUCAUGAACAAGGCCGUGGUGGAACCAAUGAUGUGCCAUCAUCUGGCCGAGAUGCCACAUCGACAGAAACACAAAGCCCCACUAACACAUCAUUGUUCGUCGGAAAUGUGGGCUUCAAUGUUAGCGAGAAGAUGAUCCGCGACGUUUUCGCCUCCAGGGGUUUUCUAGUAGAUGUACAUUUGCCUCUUGAUGUCGGGACCGAAAAGCACGCUGGAUUUGGCUACUUGUUCUUCCCAUCUGUCCCUGCGGCAAAGGCGGCCCUGGAGGCCUUGCAGGGUACGCAUAUUGAUGGCCACGCAAUUAACCUGGAGUUCAGUGACCAGACCCCGGUCAUUAAACUGCACCCUGAGGAACCUUCUCCUCAAGCAACAUCAGACAGUCCCAUGCCUGUUGUUAGUGAUCGGAAGUCCAAUCCAUAUGAACUUCAAGGGUCUACAGCUACACCCGCCAAGUUGGAGAAGGCUUCACUUGGUAGCCAAGAUGGAUCCAAAUCGCCCAGCGGUAAACGUGCCGCCCCUUUGACCGUGGCGGACUUGUGUUCCAAUGAUAAUCGCAAUCCGGGCAACGCAGCGUCUGCCAAUAGUCUGGAAGACUCAUCGUUGGGGGAUUCCACGCGGCUGAAUUCACUCUACCCGUCCCUCUUGCCUGAAGGUGUCCCGAAGUCGGGGCCUUCUGAGCCUGUUAGUCCUGCGUUUGAUCGGAUCCCCGAACUUACGCGUGAAUUGGAAGAGUGCCGCUUUCCCCCAGUCUCACAGCUCGAAGCGCACUUUUUGGCCGAGCAGCAGAAGGAAGCGGCUUCAUCCAACGUACAGACGAGGUCUGUCGGUAAAGCACCAGAAGCUAAGAAUCUGAACGGCAAUGCGGCGCUGCAGGGGCUUCCCGGCGCAUAUCCGCAGGAGGUCCGUGGGGACUCGUCGACACGACCUGGACAGUUCUCAGGAACCCGUAAUCUGCAUGGUGCACAUGACAAUGGGGAAUCAUCUUUUGGCCCUCGCCGCCAUGUUAGACGUUGGAAGAGCCAGCGACCCCGCUCUGCUUGGCAAGAUGAUUUCUUGGGGUGGGACGCCCCUCGCGGCAUGUUUGGCGGGAGACCGGAAGGUCGUCAUCGUCACCGCGGUGGACGUCGCAACAGUUUUGAAAGCCCUUUAUCCGAGACUCAAGUAGCGAAUCCCAAUGUCAGACAACGCGAAAUUGAUGACUGCGUCUCUACCUUGGUGAGCUUGGGAUAUGGAGGAGCCAGCGACGGUGGCCAUCAACGAAUAGCGAUUUAUGCUGCGGCUGCGGACGGCAGGGUAUCGGAUGCGAUUGAGAUGAUCGAGGAAGAACGCAAGGCAUACGAACAACAAGGAUCGACGAUGUGA